ACCUCCAUAAUUAAUGUUUCUCUCAUAAUCUCCAAAUUAAAACACUAUUGACUGACAUUUCAUGCAUGAUGAAAUUUCUGUGCUUAUAGCAAAAAACGUUAUUUACUUUUCUCAGUGGUUUUAUUGUUUCUCAAUUUCAACUUUUUAGUGUUUAAAAUGAACAGAACAGAAGGACUAGUCUUGAGAAAAAAUGUUUCUCAUAACAUCGAAAAAACAAAUAGCAAAGAUGAUGAGCCUGAGAAACAUCAUUCCGAUGAAAAUGAAGAUGAAGAUGUAGAUUCUAAAGAAACUAGACUAACUUUAAUGGAAGAAGUGUUGUUAUUAGGUUUAAAAGAUAAGGAGGGAUAUACAUCAUUUUGGAACGAUUCCAUUUCUUCAGGUCUGCGUGGAUGUAUAUUAGUUGAAUUAGCUUUGCGUGGUAGAGUAGAAUUGGAAAAAGCUGGAAUGCGCAGACGGAGUCUGCUAAUGAGGAAAGUGCUAAUUAAAAAUGACUCUCCUACUGGUGAUGUUUUACUAGAUGAAGCUUUGAAGCACAUUAAAGAAACUGAACCUCCUGAAACCCUUCAGUGCUGGAUAGAUUAUUUAAGUGGGGAGACAUGGAAUCCUUUAAAGCUACGAUACCAACUGAGAAAUGUGAGGGAAAGACUUGCAAAAAACUUAGUAGAAAAGGGUGUUUUGACUACAGAAAAACAAAAUUUCCUGCUUUUUGAUAUGACAACGCAUCCUCUGACGGACUCUAGCGCCAAAACGAAGCUCGUUAAGAAGGUGCAAGAUGCCGUUCUCAGCAAAUGGAUCAAUGAUCCCCAUCGCAUGGAUAAGAGAGUCCUUUCGCUCAUCAUCCUGGCACACUCCUCUGAUGUAUUGGAAAAUGCAUUUGCUCCCCUUUCCGAUGAUGACUAUGAAGUUGCAAUGAAACGUGUGCGAGAGCUCUUGGAGCUGGACGUGGAAGCCGAAAGCAUGAAGCCUAAUGCUAACGAGGCCAUGUGGGCAGUGUUUGCUGCUUUUAUCAAAUGAGGAUUGGUUGCAUUAAUUUUUUUUUUUUUUAAAUUCCAGACAGAUGGUUUUCAUGUACACUCCUGGAACUUGCAAUCCUUUCCCAAACUCACCUAUGGUAUAUGUAUGUUCAGGUGAUUUUGUGCAUACCUUAUUUAAUCAUUCAGAUCUAAAUAAAAUUGAUAGAAAUUAAUUGAUCAGUAUUAUUUCUCGGCACUUGUGUUAUAUAAGUGUUUUAUUGAGGUGUUUUAAAUCAUAAAGUUUGGUAUUUGUCAGGCGGAUUAUAAGGAAUCAAUGCUUUUUAAAAUAUUUAUUAUCCUUUUUCAUAUAGUUUUAGACAGUUUAAACUCAUUUUUUGUAAUUUUCAUUUUGAUUCUUUCAUUUAAAUCGUUUUUUCUACCACAAAAUUGGAAAGUUGUAUCAGAGCAAAUAUUAUUUUUUGGAAUAUAUUUUAACGCUUAUGAAAUUUUCCAAAAAUUUAAAUGUGCAAAAAUUAUUAAUUUAUCAAUGAAACUCAUUCUUAGAACUGGAAAAGAUGCUAUAAUCAACUGUUGACUGUGUAUCGAUUUUUUUAAAGUAAAUUUUGACCUAACACUUUUAUUUUAUUUUUUUAGUUCUCCAAUCAAAUAGUUAAUUUUCUGUUUCUACUAAAGCCUUUUAUUUUUUUAGCCUUAAGGCUUUAGUAUUAGAAAAAUGCAAAAAAAAAAAAAAGAAAGAAAAGUUCUCUUCUAAAAGACCUGAUUUUAUUAUUAUUUUGAAUGAAUUACUUAGAAGUACUACUGUUCUGAAAAUUUAUAAGGAAUAAAAUGCUAAAAUAGAAAAACGAGUUAAUGUUUUUAUCAAUUUUUUAUCAAUGAAAUUAAUUAUGAAAUUGUAGUACUUUUUAAAAAUAUUUUUAAUUUUCAUAGAAUUUAUUGAUUUUCUUUUACAUUUUUUAAUGUAGUUUAUCUGAUUUUGAAAAUUUUUUCUGUUUAUAAAAUGUUUAGAUUAUGUUCUAAGCACUACUAUAUAAUUAGUAAUAAUAUUUGUACUCAAUUGGAUUUAAUUUGAUACCUUUUGUUUAAACUUUAUUUAAUAAAUUGAGUCCUUGUAAAAAAAAUUUUUUAAAAAAAAAUAAGUCAGAUAAAGUGAAAAAUCUCCCACAUUUUGAAACAUAGUGUUUCAUAUCAAUAUUCUAAUGAAGUUAAACUUUUACCAUUUAAUAACUGAACAUUUUAGUACACAUACAUAUAUUACCAUUUUCCAUCAAGUGACAAAUUUGAACUUCUUUGAAAAUGUCUGCCCUUUUACUUCUGUGUUCCCUUCACCCCCUAACAAAAUGAAAUAAGAAGUUUUGUUAAGUUUUAUACAAUGAGUUAGGCCUUUGGUUAAUGCUCUUGAACAUUAUACUAAUUGAUUCAACUUCUGUUUUGUUGUAAAAGCUGAAUAAUGAAAUCUGAAAUUUUGAGAACUGUAGAAAGAUUUAGGGAAAAAAUUUCUCUGAAAGCCAUUAUAGUUUUUUAUUUUAUUUGUCCUGUAAUAAUGAAUAAACUGGAAUAUCUGGGAGCAAUGUUAGAAAUACGGAGUCAUUAGGCUUAAUUUUGCAACCCAAACAUUUCUUUGUGACUUGUAGGUAUCCAAACUCGAGCGCCGAAUUUGAUGUCCAAAACUUUGGAUCAGGCUGGAUAUUUUAGCCCUUCACACAUGUUGAAUACCAUUUAUGUACUUGUUUUAUUAAAACUGGCAUCUAGAUUUUUUUUUUUUUUUUAACAAUCUGGAAACUUUACGCAUCAACGUGAUGCCUAGAUUUAAAAAGGAUGGGUGGAGGACUUCUAUUAUUGAAAAAGAUCAUGUAAAAUGCAAAGAUUUUGUAUGCAUAAAAAACUGAAAAAUAUGUGUGAUGCUAUCAAGCUUUUCCCAAUUUGAAAUUUUUUGAGUUGGGGGAAUGAAAAUUUUGAAAUUUCUACUGCUUUAUUCAUUGGCUAUUUACAUCCCUGAUCAUUAAUGAAAAUAAUAUUUUGAAUUAAAUGAAAUUCAUUUCUUCAAAAUUGUGACGCAUUAAUUGUAACAAUUCAUGUUAAAUCAUUACAAUUGAUGCAUGAUUUUAGAAAUUAAAAUCUUUUUAUAUUUUUAUGAUCAAAUAUGAAAACAAUAAUUAAGUUUUGUUUCUUCAAUUCAUUUGGCUGAACAUGUUUUCUAACCUUUGUAUGAUUUGUUCAUGAUGUAUUUGUUACUGGCAAUUUGAAAUUCAUUGUUUAAUAAAAUGCCAAGGCUUUCUAUAAGUGCCAUGAUACACUCCAUAGAAUACCUACUUCUAUUGAAUGCUAAAUUUCAUACUUUGCCAGUUAUCAUAUACACUAGUAAACAUCAAACAUAUCUCAUAAACUAUAAAUUUCAUGAUUUUAAAUCAUUACAUUUUGUGCAGUAAUUGUGAAAUAUUCUAUUUUCAAAAUAGUAUGGUUUUCCGAUUUUUCCAACUUGUGCAGUUUUUCUGUAUACUGAUGUAAACCUGAAAUUAUUCAGUUUUUAAAGCAGUGUUUGUGUGCAGUAAUUAACUGGACAUUGCAAUUUUCAGGGGUUCUUGAGUUUAAGAGAAAAUUCAAAUUAAGACUUACUUUUUUGUUAAUAUCUAAAAAAGGGAAGGAAAAUGAAUUAUCUGUGAAGAUGUUAAGAUUUAACACUAGCAAAUUGUAACCUGAUUUUCAAACUGGUUACAAUCGCCCCUGAAAUUUCUAAUGCCUUUUCUUUUUUCUGAUGCAAUCAAUCUCUCAUGGUUGACUGAUAUCAUAUGGUUCAUGGGUAGUCACUUCCAUACAUAAGGUGCUUUUGUUUUCCUCUCAUUAUUAAAAAAUGUUGCGCAAUGUGUGCUCAAAUGUAGGUAACACGUCUUUAAAGGUGAAAGUUAUGUGCAGUUGGGGUUUUCACGUGUUUUUGUGUUUUAAAUAUAGCAUUUAAUCUGUCCUGUCUUCAAUCAAUGUAAAAUUUUAUGAUUUGAAAUAUGUUUCAUAACAUUAGUUUAAAAUUAAAAAUCUUACAAUGAAAGAAUAUUUUGGCAAGAAAGAGGUUUGAGUAACAAAGAAAAAAAGCACUUAAGAACAAAAUGUGUGUUGUAUAUGUAUAUAAUAUUGUUAAUAUCUAAAUACAAUCUUCACACAUUGUAUUAUAUACAAUGUGUGAAACAUUUGCUUAAAAUAUGGGUGGUCGGGGAGAGGUAGGGGAUGGUAGGGGAUAAUUUUAUCAAAAAAUAAAUAAAAAUACUGAUACAAAAUUGAACUGAGUUUACAUUUUUUUUUUCUUUUUGUGAAUAAUUGUAUUAGUAUUUACUUGUGUCAAUUAUGAUUGGUUAACAUUCUAAUGCAUUCUAUGCUCAUAUUUGAGAAAUAUACUGGAUUCCUAGGAACUCAACUCUUUUUCAAUUUCUUCUUUUAUAUAUAUUGUCGCCUCAGAGCAACAGUAAGAUAUCUAAUCCCUGAAAUAACAGUAAAAUAUACUACUGUUGCUCUGAGGCGACAAUAUAUUGCUUGUACAGUAAGUUCAGUUUUUAAAUAGGAGAUAUGCAUAAUUUGUUUGCCUGAAAAAUGCAAAAAAAAAAAAUAAUAAUAAUAAUAAAUACAAUUCAUGUUAUUGUCUUAGGCAUGUGUCACUAUAUGCAGAAAAUGCAUGUAUUGGUGUUUGUAAAUUCUUUUUUUUUUUUUUUAAUUAUUCAAGAGCAAAGGACAUUAAAAGAUAAUUGAUUCUUUUUUAUUUGGCUUUUCAUGCCCAACAAAACGUGAGGAAUUAAAAGGAACAGAAUAUAACAAAAUAUAUAUCUUGAAAUGUUAUCAGUCUUAAGAAUGCAUAGCAGAAUUCAAUACUUCAAAUUUUUUAACAUUGUUUUUUAUACAAUCUGACCAUGCCAACAUAAGUUGGAAUAAUGAGUUGCCUGACAACCAAGUCAUUGAAUAUAUUGUUUAAGUUUUAUGUAAUUUUAUAGAACAUCAAAAAAUAUCUUUGUACAGUCUCCAGUAAAAAGAAUAACAAUUGAUUAAAAAUAAAUAUUGUGUUUGAAAAAAAUUCUAUUAAAAAAGGGGUUUUUUUUUCCAAAAUUGUCUCAGAUUUUAUUAUUUUUUCACUAAAAUGUUUCCAAUUUUUUGUGUUUACAUCAAUCAAAUUGUUAAAGUAUGUGACUUAAUGUGUUAGGUUAAAAAGAAACUAAUGUAUGUAUACAUUGCAAAAUGUUACAAAUACUUAAGGGGACCUUUUCAAAACAAAACUUCAUUUGUCUAUAGUUUUUGCAAUGUAAGUUGAAGAAAAACAGCAUACUAAAGCACACAUAUGCAAUGAAAAUUAUAUGUUUUUUGUUUAAGAAAUCCUUUCUUAAGUACAUAAAAUUUGAUACAUGAAAAAUGAGUUUUGCUCUUUUUGGCUGCAGAGAUUUUGCUUUGUCUUCUUCUAUCUAUAUUCAAUGCAAAGUAAUCAGUUACAAUUUAUUCACUGCAAUUUGAGUUUGGUAAUGGAUUUAAAAUAUGUACCAUACAAACUUCCUAUUAUGGGAGCAUAGAGUAUUAGGAUCAAAUUUCAGAAAUGAGAAAUUUGAUCGUAAUGCUCAAAGGAAGGUCAACAAAAAAAAAAAAACCUUUUUCAUCCGCGGCAAACCAAUAAAACUAAGUAAUAUAUUCAGAAGUUGUUGAAAAUAUUAUGAUUUUAUUACGGUGUUUGGAGCAGUUAAGUUGAUAUUGAAGAUAAAUUGAUUGCCUUUCUCAGCUUCCAAUGAAUUAGGUUGCAUGACUGUUAAGUGUACUCUCCUUUUCCCCCAUGUGGUUAAUUGUUUACUCUAAUUAGGUACGUCUAUUUUUUCAUGCAGUUUAAGUUUCACUGUGACAGUACUUAAAAAUUCAUUUAAACUAGCAGUCGUCUUCAUUAUUUUACUAUAUAUUUUGUUUAAUUUUUUUUUUCUGUACUUCCUAAAAUAUGAGUGCAUGUAGAGUGUGAGUCAAAAUUUAAAAUUAUAUCUACCUUUUUUUUUUCACUCUAUUUUAUUAUCACAUGUGUAUACGUUGAAAGUUACAAUUUUCAAAUUCCACUAAAUUGCUCAAAAUCUUAUCCAUAUACAUAAAUGGCUACUUCUGUAUGUAAGGAUGUCCGAGAUAAACUUCAAAACUACUGGACAGAUUUUAAUUAUUUUUUCACCACAGAUAGCUACAUUAUUAGGGAGCAACAUAUUCUAUAAUUUAUUUCUAAAAAACUUAAGUUUAAAAAAGUUAAGAUGGAAAACAGUAAAUUUCAUGUAUAUUCCCUAUAAAAGGAUUAAAUAUAAAACCCAUUGUUACAAAAAGUCGUUGCCUUACAACAGCAAUAUUAAUAGUAAUCACAUUGAAAGUUUUGAAUCAAGGCUUCUCUGGAGCGAACAUGAGUUUAAAAUCAUUUAAACAUUCAGAAACUUUACUUUUUGCACACUUAGGAAAACAUAGCAGAGAGCUUUUUUUUCUUUUUGUAUGUGUUUACUAUUUAAUUAAAUAAAGUGCGCUUUUUUUUAGUGAUCUUUGUUUUUGUUAGCUCAUAUUUUGGAAAUUCUUCAAAUUUUUAUAUGCUUAAAUGUUGUGCUUUCGUUUCUAACAGAAUAAUAUUUCGUUAGGUUAUGAGUAAGGAAGAAGCUUGAUUUUUAAUCACGUCAAAGCGGUGCAUUUUGACUUCUUUCAGUUAACACAGAAAACAAAUGAAAGUAGCAACUGUUUAUCACAAUUAUUACUGACCCAGGCAACGCCGGUAUUUUUGCUAUUUUGAAAUUAAUUGUUUUAACAGAAGAACAAUAAUAUAUGUUAAAAAAUCAAGUACAAUAAUUGUUCACUUGAUAUUAAAGCUUAAUGAAUGCUUUAUUACAUUUACUAAAACAAAAUACACAAGUGUUCUGUUAGAAUGCGUAUCAUUUCUGGUUUAAACUCUAUCCAAGCUUGCUCUAUGAGCAAUUGCGGUCUCAGCCGUUGAACAAUUGUACCAUUUCAAUAAAAAUAUUCCUGUAUGAAUUCCUUCUUUAUAGAAUUCAGUACUGAACGUUGGCCAGUUCAAAACUAAUGCAUUGGUUGAUCAAUAAUUUGAUAUAUGGUUUGAAGCAUUGUCCAUGAAAAAAAGAAAAACGAUUUCAAGUUUGUUAAAUGCUUUCAUGUGCACCUAUGUUUGUUAACUGAUGUUUUAGCUUUGUGUAGUGAGUUUUGUCAUCGUGUUUUAAUUUUUAUUUCCAUAAUUUAGUUGCAAAAUAUUUUAUUAACAAAAUUCUACUAUACCAAUUUUUGAUCAGUUGUUUCUUUUUUAUUCAAGUUUAUUUGUGGAGAAUAUUUUGUUGCAUCAAGAGUUAAAUGCUUUGCUUUAUAUAGAACAAUUUUAAAAUUAAUGUAGAAUAUUCUAGUCCUCUUUCUUUUGUAUAUUUGUUUUUAUGUUCUAUCACUUUGUAUAUGUAUACUAAUAUAGCAAUUGGGAAGCAAUGUUUUAUAUUUUGAAGUGGAAUGUGGUGCGAUAUUUGAUGUUUAUAAAAGAAGAAUGACGGAUAUUAAAAGAAUUGUAAAUAUUCACAUCAAAAUGAGAAUCUUGGUGAAAAUUAGCAAGUACCAAAUGCUUUUUGAAAUUAUGAUGUAUAAUAAAUAAUAAACUUAUUUUGUUGCA
Molecule: messenger RNA, 7608 nt
Organism: Uloborus diversus
Lineage: Eukaryota; Metazoa; Arthropoda; Arachnida; Araneae; Uloboridae
Gene: sau
Product: Golgi phosphoprotein 3 homolog sauron-like
Exons: 3
Coding region: 157-1014 (285 amino acids)
Biological process (GO): Golgi to plasma membrane protein transport; Golgi vesicle budding; Golgi organization
Cellular component (GO): Golgi cisterna; trans-Golgi network; cytosol
Molecular function (GO): phosphatidylinositol-4-phosphate binding
Source: RefSeq, a predicted model, not a curated record